CUCCAAAGUGGAGUUUGUGAGCUUCACUCACUCUUGCAGUUUUGAAGUGAAUUUUUCAUAUUUUCUUUCAAUCGCCUUUUCACCCAAAUUACACGUCAUUUGCAAACACUAACAAUUUCAAAUUCUUCGUAUUGUCCCGCCAUUUCUAGUUCAUCGCACUACUUGAACCCUAGAAAAAUUGGGGGUGAAUUUUCCCUCUCUGUAUAGCAAUGGCAGGCGCCGGCCAGGGCAGCAUUUUGCGCUACUUCAAGAAAGGAGCCGAGGUCGAGAUAAGCAGCAACGACGAAGGAUUUCGUGGGUCCUGGUUCGCGGGCACCGUGAUUCGGGCGCCCAAAAAUGAGUCCUCCAAGGUUCUGGUCCAGUACAAGACUUUGACCGCGGACGAGGCGGGCAAGCAGCCGCUGAGGGAGCCGCUGGAUGUGGUGCAGCUGCGGCCGCCGCCGCCUCGGGAGAACCGCCCCGUCUUCAAGUUCAGCGACGAAGUGGAUGCGUACUACAACGACGGGUGGUGGGAGGGGGUGAUCACCAUGGCGUCCGAGGGGGAGGAUGAAUAUAUGGUCUUCUUCCGCGGGACGAGGGAGCAGCUGCCCUUCACGGCGUCGCAGUUGAGGCUGCACCGCGAGUGGGUUAAUGGGAAGUGGGUCCCGCCUUUGGAACCCUCCUCCUCCUCCUCCACCGACGUUAAGGCUAGCUCCUCGGUUGUCAAUCCGUCAUCAAUUGAAGCGGAAGCUAACAAGGUAGUGAUUGAAUUUAACUUUAACCCAGGAGACCUUGUGGAGUCCUGUAGUGAUGAAGAGGGUUUUGAAGGUGCUUGGUUCCCUGCAACUGUUCUCGAGAAAACAGCAGCUGGAAAAUAUCUAAUUGAGUACAAAACACUGACUAACGAUGAUGAUACAGGGUUGUUGAGAGAAGAGGUCGAUGAACUCCAUUUAAGGCCAAGCCCUCCUGAUGUUGGAGUGGUUGAUAGAUUUGAAGUUGAUGAAAAAGUUGAUGCUUUUUACAAUGAUUGUUGGUGGGUUGGUGCAAUUUCAAAAGUUCUUCAAAGAGAAAGAUACUCAGUGUACUUCGAGAACUCGGGCGACGAAUUGAAGUUUGAGCAUUCUGACUUGCGGGUGCAUCAGGAAUGGAGAAAUGGCAAAUGGCACAUUGCCUCUUAAGAAAUGCUGUAAGAAAUGAGUAACUUUGGUUGUUCUCUAGUUGUAGCGGCCUUUCUUGCUUUAGUGUAAAUGCUUUAACCCCUCAGCUCAGCUCAGCUUCAUUUUCCCUUGUAUCAUAUGUACUUGUGAUUCUGGACAAGCUUGCAUCUUUAGGAAUUUGCCUUAUUUUGUGCU
This is a messenger RNA of Salvia miltiorrhiza (redroot sage), 1331 nucleotides long. RefSeq names its product protein AGENET DOMAIN (AGD)-CONTAINING P1. The record is from RefSeq and is a predicted model, not a curated record. The transcript has 2 exons. NCBI's taxonomy places the organism in Eukaryota, Viridiplantae, Streptophyta, Magnoliopsida, Lamiales, Lamiaceae. The coding region runs from base 210 to 1157 and encodes 315 amino acids.